UGUCCGCCGACAUGGGCACGCGCGGCUCUCCCCUCUGAAGCCUCGGACGCGGCGCUCGCGACGCAACCGGAGAAAGACGCGGAAAACUUCUCCUCGCGCGGCCGCACUCAUGUGAUUUCUCCUCUCUCUCUCUCCUUUCUUCUUCUUCUUCUUCUCUCUCUCUCUCUCUCCGGUGGAGCCAUGUCCAAGAGUCUGAAGAAGAGGAAGAACCACUGGACGAACAAAGUCCACGAGAGCGUCCUGCUCCGGGACGGGGAGGGCGGGCUGGGGCUGGAGCUGCGGGGCGGCGCGGAGAACGGACACUUCCCGGUGGUCGGGGAGCUUCUCCCCGGCGCGGCGCCGUGCCACAGCGGGAGGCUGUGCCCGGACGAACUCCUGCUGGAAGUCAACGACACCCCCGUGGCCGGGCUCACCACCAGGGACGUGCACGCGGUGGUCAAACACAGCAGGGACCCCGUCCGGCUCAAGUGUGUCAAACAAGGGGGCGUGAUAGACAAGGACCUGCGCCACUACCUCAACCUGCGCUUCCAGAAAGGCUCGGUGGACCACGAGCUGCAGCAGAUCAUCCGGGACAACCUCUACCUCCGCACCGUUCCCUGCACGACCAGGCAGCCCAGGGAGGGGGAGGUCCCCGGGGUGGAUUAUAACUUCGUGACCGUCGACCGGUUUAUGGAAUUGGAGAGAAGCGGCGCCCUGCUAGAGAGUGGAACGUAUGAAGAUAACUUCUACGGCACCCCGAAGCCGCCGGCCGAGCCCAGCGCUCUGCUGCUAAAUGUGACGGACCAGCUGCUCCCGGGCGCCAGACCCAGCUCCGAGGGCAAGAGGAAGCGCAACAAGUCGGUCAGCAACAUGGAGAAGGCCAGCAUCGAGCCCCCCGAGGAGGAGGAGGAGGAGAGGCCCGUCGUCAACGGCAACGGCGUCGCCGUGACCCCAGAGUCCAGCGAACAUGAGGACAAGAGCACGGACGCUUCGGGGGACGUCGUCCCGCAGAGCCACCCGGCAGAGCCCCCCCCAGCCGAGCCGCCCAAAGACGACGGACAGUCCCCGAAGGCAGCGCUGCCCAAGCCGGAGGAGAACGACGAGCUAGGACCCCUGCCAGACAACUGGGAGAUGGCGUACACCGAGAAAGGAGAGGUCUACUUCAUAGACCACAACACUAAGACAACAUCGUGGCUCGACCCGAGGCUCGCCAAGAAGGCGAAACCGCCCGAGGAAUGCAAAGAGGAUGAGCUUCCGUACGGCUGGGAGAAAAUCGAUGACCCCAUUUACGGCAGCUACUAUGUGGAUCAUAUAAAUAGGCGGACCCAGUUUGAGAAUCCAGUCCUGGAGGCGAAGCGGCGGCUCCAGCAGCAGCAGCAGAUGCAAAGCCAGGGUCUGUCCUCACUGCCCCUUCCCGCCAUCUACAGAGAAAAGCCGCUGUUCACGCGGGACCCCACGCAGCUGAAGGGCAGCUUCUUGUCCACGGCGCUCCAGAAGAGCAACAUGGGCUUCGGCUUCACCAUCAUCGGCGGCGACGAGCCCGACGAGUUCCUCCAGGUGAAGAGCGUCAUCCCCGACGGGCCGGCCGCCGCCGACGGGAAGAUGGCCACAGGGGACGUCAUCGUCUACAUCAACGACGUGUGCGUCCUGGGGACGACCCACGCCGACGUGGUCAAGCUCUUCCAGUCGGUGCCCAUCGGCCAGAGCGUGACGCUGGUGCUGUGCCGCGGCUACCCGCUGCCCUACGACCCGGAGGACGCCGCCAACGCCAACAACAACACCGCCGCCGCCGCCACCAUCAUCUCCCCGCUGGGCAUCAUGGAGCAGGGGCCCGUCGUGGUGAACGGCCGGACGGGCUACGACAGCUACCUGGACUACCUGAGCCGCACGGCGCGCUUCGUGGCCGACCCGGGCCAGGAGCAGGUCGCCGCCACGCAGCAGCAGCUGCUGGCCGCCCACCCGGGCGACACCCACCUGGACGGCUCGCUGCCGCCCGCCAGCGGCGCCACGCCGCCGGACAGCGUCUCCAUGGCGUCGUCGGGCGCCACGCAGGGCGAGCUGCUCACCCUGACCAUGGUGAAGGGCGCCGACGGCUUCGGCUUCACCAUCGCCGACAGCGCCGGCGGCCAGAGGGUGAAGCAGGUGCUGGAGCCGCAGGGCUGCCCCGGCCUGAGCGAGGGCGACGCCAUCGUGGAGAUCAACAAGCAGCCGGUGCAGGGCUUCACACACUCGCAGGUGGUGGAGCUGCUCAAGGAGUGCGCGGUCGGGGCGGAGACCAGCCUGGUGGUUCAGAGAGGCGGGACAGGUCACUAUUCACCCUGGAAGACCCCUAAGCAGGUUCUGGAGCGGUGGGAGUCCCAGCAGGGCCCGAGCAGCCCGUCGGCCCCCGCCCCCCCCCUACAGCGCCCCCUUCCCGUCAUUCACCUGCACAGGGCCUCGGUCCCAGACUCGGCCCCCGAGGCUAAACCCGACCCCUAUGACCUUUAUGAGAAGUCCAGGGCUAUCUAUGACAGUAGGCAAUCCAGUCAGCCGAGGACGGUUUUUCCCGUGGAUUCUACAGCAGAGUUCCAGGACAUGGAGGUGCACCUGCGGCGGCAGAAGUCGGGUUUUGGGUUCCGGGUGCUGGGCGGGGAUGAGGCCGGGCAGCCUAUCCUGAUCGGGGCGAUCAUCGAGAAGAGCCCGGCGGAUCUGGACGGGCGGCUGCGGCCGGGCGACGAGCUGCUGUUCGUGGACGGGAUCCCGGUGGUGGGGAAGCCGCACCGCUACGUCAUCGACCUGAUGCACGGCGCGGCGCGCAACGGCCAGGUCAGCCUGGUCAUCCGGCGGCGGCUCCCGGCGCCAGGUGAGUCUUGUCCGGAGAACGGCCGCAGUUCCGGGUCGGUCUCCACGCAGCACAGCUCGCCGCGCAGCGACUUCACGUACAGCAACAGCACCGGCGCCGCCGCCGCCAUCACGGACGGGACGCCGGCGCCCAGCGCUCAGCCCAGCGACGUCUCCAUCAGCCGCAAGGAGAGCGAGGGCUUCGGCUUCGUCAUCAUCAGCUCGCUGAACCGGCCCGAGGCCUCCGCCACCAACCCCGUGCCGCACAAGAUCGGCCGCAUCAUCGAGGGCAGCCCGGCCGACCGCUGCGGCAAGCUGAAGGUGGGCGACCGCAUCCUGGCCGUCAACGGCCAGCCCAUCGUCAGCAUGCCGCACGCCGACAUCGUCAAGCUCAUCAAGGACGCCGGCCUGAGCGUCACCCUGAGGAUCAUCCCGCAGGAAGAGAUGAGCAACCCUCCGUCGGCGCCCAGCUCGGAGAAGCAGAGCCCCAUGGCCCAGCCGCACAGCCCCAAGCCCCAGAGCAACCCGGCCGCCUCGCAGUCCAACCCGGCGCCGCCGACGGAACCCGGCGCGUCCGCCAGCCAGCCCAGCCAGAUGCCCCACCAGAGCCCCGCGACCCAGAUCCCCGCGCCGCCGCCGCCGCCGCAGACCUACACCCACGAGGGCAGCUUCCGGUCCGAGGUGAAGGCGAGGCAAGACGUCAAGCCCGACAUCCGGCAGCCGCCGUUCACGGACUACCGCCAGCCGCCCGUGGACUACCGCCACCCGCCGGUGGCGGACUACCGCCAGCCGCCCACGCUGGAGUACCGGCACCCGCCGCUGCUGGACUACAGAGCGCUGGCCGGCGACGCCCGGCAGUUCGCCAUGCCGGACUACCGGAUGCCCCCGGUUCAACUCACGCAGGACUUUGACUUCUUCACGGUGGAGCUGGAGAAGAGCGUGAAGGGCUUCGGCUUCAGCAUACGGGGAGGCCGGGAGUACAAAAUGGACCUGUUCGUGCUGCGGCUCGCCGAGGACGGACCGGCCAUCCGCAACGGCCGCAUGAGGGUCGGGGACCAAAUCAUUGAGAUCAAUGGAGAGAGCACUCGGGACAUGACCCACGCCAGAGCCAUCGAGCUCAUCAAGUCCGGCGGGAGGCGAGUCCGCCUCCUGCUGAAGCGGGGGACGGGCCAGGUCCCGGAGUACGAUAAUGCCCCCCCAUGGGAUGCUCGCCCUUCAGCCUCCCCAAGCCUGUCGGAAGUAGCCCCGCCCAUCGACAGCCUCUCCAUGCCAUCGCCUCCAUCUCACCUGGUGCCGGCGCCGGCCCCGGACCCGCCUCAUCCGCCGCCUCCGGACGUCCCCCGGGACCCGGCGGCACGAGACGGCAGGACGGAGCGCUCCAAGAGCCCCCAGAAGGCCGAGCCGCCGAGCCCGGCGGCGGCCGGCGCCAAGAAGGAGGGUGGCAGGUCCACCCGCAAGGGGCGGCGGGCGCAGCGCGGGCAGCCCGGGCCCGACGGGGAAGCGGGGGCGGAGCCCAGACCCCCCCGGAGCGGCAGGGGGCGGUCCGAGGAGAAGGGCGCCGGGGACCACGGACUACCCCACCCGCCCCACGCCAAUGGGAACGGCAGGGACGGCGGGAAGCCGGUGGAGCCGCCGGACCGGGGCCGGAGCGCCGGCGCCGGCAGGAAGGCCACGGUCUCCCCCGGGCCCUGGAAGAUCCCCGGCUCGGACCGGCUGCCGGGCGCGCUGCGCGCCGGCACGUCCACGCUCAGCAGAUAACACUCAUCUCCAUCAACCCCCCAACCGACAGGGCAGCGGGAGGGAGCGGGGGGGGGGGGGCGCCCGGACCACGCGUUGGAAAACUUUUAUUUAUGAUACUGUCUUUUAAAUUAUUUUCUAGGAAAUGUUUUGCACCCUCCACCUUAAGAACUGGAAAAUCAUCCACUUUCAGACGGACAGAGAGCAGAUCUUUGUAGCGUGGCGGCGGAGGAACGUUUCCCCCACAAACAUGCAAAUAUCAGCAGCGCAACGGGAGCACCGUUGAAUUUUUAUAUAUAAAUAUAUAUAAAUAUCUACACAGUGGAGUCUAUUUUGUGAAAAGGAACUUUAAGAAGACGGCUUGCCUGUUUUUGAUGGGAGCGAAUGGACGGAGGACGGGAGAUGAAAUCUACUCUUCAGUGGAACUUUUGCCUUAAAAGAGACUGAGCGGGCCUGAGCAGUCUGUCAGAGGAUUCUAGACGUAGAUAUAUUAUAAAGAGUAUGAAUAUGUGGGAACAUCCUGUAAAUAAGAUCGACUUUAAGCAAACAGAACCUUAUUA
Salarias fasciatus (jewelled blenny) is the source of this 5096-nucleotide messenger RNA. RefSeq names its product membrane associated guanylate kinase, WW and PDZ domain containing 2a (gene magi2a). Gene Ontology annotation, cellular component: dendrite; cytoplasm; cell-cell junction. The record is from RefSeq and is a predicted model, not a curated record. Gene Ontology annotation, biological process: signal transduction; receptor clustering. Gene Ontology annotation, molecular function: beta-1 adrenergic receptor binding; SMAD binding; type II activin receptor binding. Lineage: Eukaryota; Metazoa; Chordata; Actinopteri; Blenniiformes; Blenniidae.